AUGUCGAAUGAGGUGACAGUAGACUCUUCGCCAGGUCCCGGCCUGGUGUACAUCUCAAGAUCGAAGCUCGACCUACGGUCCGACGAUGAAAUUGCCACGCAACUUAAAUCUUAUAAAGAGGUGACAUCCUCAGACAAAAAUGUAUGGGCCUUUUGGAAUACUGGCUUCGAUACAAUGCACCCAUGGACACAGCGCAAUGUCAUAAACUGGGUUCGACGCUUAGGACCUUCGUGGACAGUGCGCGUCUUGGACAAAGUGCCUGGGUCACCGGUGCACGUCUCAAAGUUUAUACCAGCUGAACAGCUGCCAGAACCUUUCAAUGCUGGUACGAUGACAGGUCCAAAUGUCGGACCACAUUCCGGAGACAUGGUGCGUUUGCCACUUUUGUAUCUGUACGGGGGAGUUUGGAUGGACGUGGGAAUGAUGCUAUUUAGGCAUCUGGAUGAUACUUGUUGGAAUGCCAUUGAAGAUUCUUCAAACUCCUAUGAGAUGGCUGGAAUGUCUAUUGAGAUCAAUCCUGGAGCAACGAACAUGCUCAAUGGUUUCAUUGCGGCGAAACGUGGCAAUGGAUUCAUUAAACGAUGGCAUGAUAUAUACAUGGAAAUAUGGAAGGAUGGCCGAACGGAGCAAACUGGACUACACAAACAUCCAUUACUGACUCAUCUUCCUAUCCUCUACGCGCCAACCAACCAUCUCAAUCUACCCGGUGCCUUGAAAAUUGGACCCGAAGAUUUCACCGACUAUUUGGGCCACUUUCAGUGUUUUGAGCGUCUACGAAAGCUUGUAGACCCUGUAGAUGGGUUUGAUGGACCAAAGUACCAUCGUGAAAAUAUUUUUAUGCUUCCGGCCAUGACCGAAACAUGGAAGUUCCAACUUCUUACGGCAUGGAACGGUAAAAGACAAUUCGAGCUUUUGAGCACUAAGAAAAAUGUCAAAGAUGACUCCGACAAGACGGAGCUCUAUGAGGAAGCCAAUGGCUUCGUUUUUGACUUGCUUGCCAACACAUCAACGAUGAAACUGUCACAUGGUCCCCCGGGGGCUCUUGAUUCUUUUCUUGCCGAUAUAUGGGACCACAAAGAUAAUCACGACAAGGAUAUUGAGCCUGGAACUUUCGCUGAGUUCCUUCGUUAUGGCAGCGUUCACUUCGAUCAGACACGUUUACUAAAUCCGGCCCCAGUGCCUUUGUCUGACGAAAAAACCUUCAACAUUUCUGUUUUACAGCCGUACACAGAAUAA
Messenger RNA from Talaromyces amestolkiae, 1236 nucleotides. RefSeq lists its product as uncharacterized. The coding region runs from base 1 to 1236 and encodes 411 amino acids. Lineage: Eukaryota; Fungi; Ascomycota; Eurotiomycetes; Eurotiales; Trichocomaceae. The record is from RefSeq and is a predicted model, not a curated record. The transcript has a single exon. Gene Ontology annotation, molecular function: glycosyltransferase activity.